This is a messenger RNA of Amoebophrya sp. A25, 654 nucleotides long. NCBI's taxonomy places the organism in Eukaryota, Dinophyceae, Syndiniales, Amoebophryaceae. The record is from the annotation of a GenBank genome assembly.
AGCGUCAACGCUAGCAAUAACGUCAAGUCUUCCACUAGCAUCAAACUCCAGGAACACGAGUCAAGCAGUGCCUUUCUGAAGCUCGAGACGUCCGAAGGAUGGAAAGCGUUUAUGUGCCGUUUUAUUCAGUGGGUUGCGUUUUCGGAUCCUCCUGGAGACAAGUGCAAGACCGUACGGGGUUACUUCGAUAGUCCGGGUACGAAAGACGAGCAGAGUUUGCGGAUGCGGGACGCUAUAAAGGCCGAGAACCAUGCCCACCGGUUUUCUCUCACACCUGCCGCCGCGACUCAAGCAGCUGCAGUCACUUCCCUGGGCACCGAGUCGCCACCGGCCAAGAGAUCGCGAACCGAACCCAUUGGGGCCGACAUGCUCGCGGAAGUGAGUGGCUCGCCUGGGCGCAGUGUCAUGGUUGGCAGAAAGACGGCAGAGGAGCCGGCAAGGGUUCGCGCUGGCGCUUCUGGUUCGUCAUCGUCGAGCAGCUGCCUGCCAAUGGAUCGCCCACCUGGUGACUCCGGGCGCCCUUCGGAUGCAUCGCAACCGGGCAGGAACGUGCCGGAAAAUAUGCGGGACCCGCAAACUAUUGGCGGGGGCGGGCGGAUGACAGCGAAGGCCUGGGAUGUUGACUGCUAUCAGUUCGCGGCUCGACGAGUGCCC